Molecule: messenger RNA, 3456 nt
Organism: Microcebus murinus (gray mouse lemur)
Lineage: Eukaryota; Metazoa; Chordata; Mammalia; Primates; Cheirogaleidae
Gene: GNAT1
Product: G protein subunit alpha transducin 1
Biological process (GO): adenylate cyclase-modulating G protein-coupled receptor signaling pathway; phototransduction, visible light; detection of light stimulus involved in visual perception
Cellular component (GO): heterotrimeric G-protein complex; cytoplasm
Molecular function (GO): G protein-coupled receptor binding; GTP binding; GTPase activity
Source: RefSeq, a predicted model, not a curated record
CAGGCACACAUGUAUGAGCAUGCUAUGGGCAUGCUCAUACACGUGCACAUGGGGAAGUACACACUAACAUGCAUUGCACGUGUAUAUGCAUUUGCACAUUGAGGCGCACACAGGUGAACCCACACAAGCACUUAAAAAUAUAUAAGCACAUGUGUGCAUGAAGAUAAGUGCAUGAAAGCGUAUUUACACAUGCAUACACUAUAUACAUGUGCACACAUACAUAAGCAUGCACUCAUAAACACGUGAAGACUCAUGUAAGAGCACAUGCACCCACAAAGGCACCAACACACAGGCACGUGUGUACACACAGGUAUACAUGCACAAAUGUGUCAAGUCAUUGUUUACUUGGUGCCAGUAAAGAACAGACACAUACACCCAGACACACAAAGCAGACAUGCAUGCCCACUGGCGUCCUUUCGGAGGAACUGCCUGGGGCAGAUCCAGAGCAAGUAUGGGGCAAAUGUAAUGCCCACCUUGACUCCCUGCAGAAAACAAUGCUUGGUCCAGAGUCACCCAGCUCUUCUCAACCACUGCCUGCUGUGAGACCCUUUGAGCCUCUAAUUCCUCAUCAGUAAAAUGGGGCUGAUGAUAGAGGCACCCACGCCCAGGACUAGUGUGAGCUUCCAAGAUAAGGAGAGUGCUGAGCCCAGUGCCAGGACGGUGGCAGGUGCUCCAUGCAUGCUUCUCCUGAUGCACCCUCUUGCUGCCAGCUCCACUCUUACCGCCCCCACCCCCAGGGCUCCCGGGCCUAUCCUCCGCUGUCUCAGCCCUGACCCUACCAAACCUGUCUCCCUUGGGCAGAGGCAAGACUAUCUCCAAGGCCUCUCCUGGAAGGUGGGGGUUGGGGCACAGCCAGGGUGCAGAGUCAGCGGUUGAGGGAUUGGGGCCAUGCCAGCCCGAUUAGAAGGGUUGUGGGGGCUGAGCUGGCUUCACCUGUCCUUGUCUCUGAUUGGCUUUUGGGCACCUCCUCCAGCCCCCAAAUCCCACUAAGCAGCCCCACCAGGGCCUACACAGGUCUGCGGAGAGCCAGUUGGUUGCAGGUCCUCCUGGGGCCAGAAGGGGAAAGGCCAGGCUCUUGGGAUCCCCUCCAUCCAGAAGAGCCACCUGCCCACAGUGUCCCUUUAACUACUGCUGGGACCAUGGGGGCUGGGGCCAGUGCUGAGGAGAAGCACUCCAGAGAGCUAGAAAAGAAGCUGAAAGAGGAUGCUGAGAAGGAUGCUCGAACCGUGAAACUGCUGCUUCUGGGUGCCGGUGAGUCCGGAAAGAGCACCAUCGUCAAGCAGAUGAAGAUUAUCCACCAGGACGGGUACUCGCUGGAAGAGUGCCUGGAGUUCAUAGCCAUCAUCUAUGGCAACACGUUGCAGUCCAUCCUGGCCAUCGUGCGCGCCAUGACCACGCUCAACAUCCAGUACGGAGACUCUGCGCGCCAGGACGACGCCCGGAAGCUGAUGCACAUGGCAGACACUAUAGAGGAGGGCACGAUGCCCAAGGAGAUGUCGGACAUCAUCCAGCGGCUGUGGAAGGACUCGGGUAUCCAGGCCUGUUUCGAUCGCGCCUCGGAGUACCAGCUCAACGACUCCGCGGGCUACUACCUCUCCGACCUGGAGCGCCUGGUCACCCCGGGCUACGUGCCCACCGAGCAGGACGUGCUGCGCUCCCGUGUCAAGACCACCGGCAUCAUCGAGACGCAGUUCUCCUUCAAGGACCUCAACUUCCGCAUGUUCGACGUGGGCGGGCAGCGCUCCGAGCGCAAGAAGUGGAUCCACUGCUUCGAGGGCGUGACCUGCAUUAUCUUCAUCGCGGCGCUGAGCGCCUACGACAUGGUGCUGGUGGAGGACGACGAAGUGAACCGCAUGCACGAGAGCCUGCACCUGUUCAACAGCAUCUGCAACCACCGCUACUUCGCCACCACGUCCAUCGUGCUCUUCCUCAACAAGAAGGAUGUUUUCUCCGAAAAGAUAAAAAAGGCUCACCUCAGCAUCUGCUUCCCGGACUACGACGGGCCCAACACCUACGAGGACGCCGGCAACUACAUCAAGGUGCAGUUCCUUGAGCUCAACAUGCGACGCGACGUGAAGGAGAUUUAUUCCCACAUGACGUGCGCCACAGACACGCAGAACGUCAAAUUUGUCUUCGACGCUGUCACUGAUAUCAUCAUCAAGGAGAACCUCAAAGACUGCGGCCUCUUCUGAGGUGCCUGAAAUCAUGCGUGUCCCUUGCCCUGAGACCCUGUAGUCCUAGCUGCCUUGUAGUCUCAGCCCCCAGCACCCUAUCAGCCCCCCAGGCCUCCUGAGCCCCAGCCUGCCGCCUCACCAGCCACAGACCCAAAGCCCUGAGUCCUGCUAGUCUUGAGGCGCAGACCCUCUGCCAUAGCAUACCCCCAUGCCCUCAACCCCAGCCCUGCCCUUCACUGCCUGGCCGCACUGGCCUCAGGACUCACAGCAGCCAGCCCCAGCUAGGAACAGGCAGGACCUGGGGCAGCUCACAGUGACUCAGCAGUGCCCCAAUGACCAAUCUCUUGCAGCUCUCUUGGCCAUGGGGCCCCACGGCUCACCUGGUGGGUCUGGGCUCAGCAAACAGCCCUCCCUCCCAGAGUUCCCUACGGGGCAGAGGGUGUCCCUCCUGGGAGCAGGCCUCAUGCUUACCAGCAGCCCAGCCCAGCCCAGCCCAGCCACCUCCAUGUGGCAAGUCUGACACCUGUCUAUGCACUGGCCAGUGACUGUUCCUCCCAACAGCUUCAGGGGUCCAAAGUCCAUGACAGCUCUGGCCUGUGCAGUCCCCACAUAGAUAAAUUAGUAGUAGGGGGCAGAUCUAGGCACCCCUGGGGGCCAGGGAGAGACAUAAACAAGACCCUUCCCCAAAUACCAGGCUCGGAGUAACCCCCAGCUCCUUCUCUAGCGGGAUCUGCCCCCUCUGUCCUUGGAUACCUGAUCCAUGCCCCACCUCCCCCACCCACACACAGUACUCUGGGCUGGCUGGCCAAGGGGACAGUGUGUUGAGGGAGGGUACUGUUGACACCAGCUAUAACCAAUAGCCGAGCUGUUCUGUGGGGUGACUGGGGGCAGAGUCCACCUCCCAUCGAUCUGCCCUGGGCAGAAUAUUCAGGACAGGAUGGAGGCCCAGGCUGUGCCCAAAAGAGUCUACCUCAGGUGGGGUCACAAGCUAACCCAGGUGACCCUCCUGUCCCUGCCAGCAGCUUCUCUUACCCUCUCCAUUCAGGGCCCUUUCCCUGGAGGGGAAACUGAGGGCCUUGCCUGAGCCAUUAGUGAUGAAGGCCCAUUUCCCCCUCAUCCCUGCUCCCACCUUCCUCAUCAACCACUGAGUCUUUGCUUAUGCCCAGGGGCCAGGGCCUGUGCUGCAGUCGGGGACAAGGAGCUUCUGUCCGCAAGGCCAGGGCACAAUUCUCGCUCCCUUCAGCUAGAUGCGCAGACUCAGCAAUAAACCUUUGCAUCAGGC